UCCACACUCAGAGAGUUUUCAUGUACAAAUAUCAGGAACAUUACUAAAGUUUCAGGAUGUUUUUCAAACUGAAGCUGAAAUAUCAGCAUUAAUAACAGCACACAGAAAAUACUUACAUAAAAGCUGCAGAAAUAAAAAAAAAAAAAACAUUUGAAGCUUCUGCACAUUUUAAUGGAAGUUUGAAUAUUGUAUGUAUUCAGUGUUUUUGAAAAAACGGGAAAAAACAGGCAAAUCAAAAAUAAAUCAAUGUAAAAAGAAUCAGAGAGUGAAUUAAGUCCUUUUUAAAACUCAUCAAAAAUCAAAUAUGUUGCCAGAUCAGUGAAACAAAAGUAAACACAGUAAAAACAAAGAAACUGAAAUGAACUUCAGACAUUCCCUCAGUGAAUUUUGAGCUGUUUUUGGCAUGUUUUCCUCUCAGAGUUGAUAUUUUUAAGUCUCAGAUAAACCCCAGACUUUCUUAAACUUUCUCUCUGUGACUCUGAAACUAAACGUUGUGUGAGUCCCGGAGUUUGAGCUGUUUUUGUUCAUGUGAAGUCUGCAGGAAUUCCAGCGUGAAAGACGUUGUUGUUGUUGCACUCGAUCACGCCCCGGUCACAUGGAGUCACCUCACAAAGACACUCUGUGUCUCCUCCAAAUAGGGGGGAGGGAUCAGCCACACAGGGACUCAUGACUGGAGAGAAAUCAUCAGGAACAUGUCAUCUUCAUCCUUGAACAAGCGUUCAAAUCAAACCGAGAAAUCAAUAAAAACUGAUCAGAAUUCAACAUUUAAAACUAUGAAAGAAGCCAAAAUGAAAUCUAUAAGAAGACUUUUUUUUAUACUGUGGACAGAUGAACUGGACAGUGAGCUGAAGAAUAAGAUAGAGAAGGAGGACUCAAAACGAGAGCUGCUGGGCUCUCAGAGCAACUUGUCCGACUCGCUGUGUAUCCGCUGCCUGCAGCCCUUCAAGUUCCUGGUCAACAGCAAACGCCAGUGUCUGGACUGUCGCAUGUACACCUGCAAGUCCUGCAGCCGCUACAACAAGAAGGAGCACGGCUGGGUGUGCGACAACUGCCGCAUGAACAGGGUGCUCAAGAUCGGGACUCUGGGUUGGUACCAUGACAACGUGAGAAACCGUUUCAAGCGCUUUGGUAGCGCCAAAGUGAUGAGGUCAUUGUACAAGAGGCUGAACGGAGAAGGUGGGCGUGAUGAUGACACCCAGAGUAUGCCGGAUGUCCACAAUCACGCAUAUAAUGGCAAUGAGGAUGAUCAAGGAGAAUUCGAGGGUCAGCGCUACAAAGUGAUGAGGAAGAACAAACGUCUGCUGUCUGUUCAUCCUAUGGACUUUGACAAUGAGGAUUAUCUGCCUCACUCACGGCGUCCGUCUGUGCAGCAGGAUGAUCGGUACUAUAGGAAUGACGUGGACUACGACCAUUACAGCCACAGAGGAAACCGCAGGAAGAGCCUGGACCGAUACGCCAUGAGACCUGAUGACAACGGAGAGAAUCGGAUGGUCCGGACUCGCUCUCUGUCCAAGAUCACCUCGUCGGUGGCUCGGCAGCAGUACGUUGACACAUCAGACGAGGAAGAGUACCAGAGGUACCCGCAGAUGUACCAACAACCACCCCACCGCCGAAGGGGCAGUAGAACCUCCUCCCAGGAGAACCUGGGACAAGCCCCGCCGAUAAAUGAACUGAGCAAACGAAUGUCAGCCAUCGAGACUCUGCUGAGCCGCCUGGAGGAAAAGAUUACGCCUGGUGUAAACGAGGCAUCAAAUCCAUCAGCUCAGAAUGAGGAGGAGAAACUGAGAAGGAAGCUUAGUGAGCUGGCGGGGAACCUGAGUGAUAAGGGCCCGUCAUCAGAUGACGAGGCUGGGAAGAAGUCCUUCUCUGUGGGUAAAGGUUUGACCAGACUGAAGGGUGGCCCAGCGAUCGCUCUGAACUCCCGGAAGGACAAAGAACUGAGCUCAUCCAGUGAUGAGAUGCCCACUGAGGCUCAGAAGAGAUCGACUGCCGCCGCCCUCUGUGACCUCACCACUGAGGUCCUGAGAACCAUUAAUGCCACAGAAAACGCUAUGGUCGAGUACGGCCUCUCAGAGCCGAUCGACAGGUCCCACUUAGUAGGCACUGACGUAAAGCAGGCCGAUGAUGCGUUCAGGGAACUUGAGGAAAAUGUAAGCCUCCAACAUGAACUGCACGCCUCAUUGUCCCUGAAACCCAACCCUCCGCCUCGUCCGAAGCAUGAUGGAAAUGUCUGGACUGGCUUUAACCCUCCCGGCUGCUGUGUGUCCGUCCAUCAGCGACAGGGCUGGUGUCGGUCAAACACACUGGGUCCAGUCACAGUCCAGUUUGAGUCCAGUUACAGCAGUUCUAGAUUUAGGAAAAGGUUACAUAAUCAUUUGAAACAUGCCCCAGAACAGUUGGUAAAACUAGGUCUAUGCUCAUUAUUGCCCAACAGCCUUAAAGUUAUCAGUAAAAAUGGCUGAGAAAGUAUACAAAAUAAGAGAUGUUUUUCUAGUUUCAUCAUCAUCAGGUCAUCAUGUCAUGAUGUAAAGAUCCUCAUGACUGAACUCUUUAUCCUCUGAUGAGACCGUUGAGACCAGGUCUUCUCCUGUUACCUGUUCAGUGAUUGAGUCAGUCAGAGAACCAGUGUGUUUCACUGAUACUCAGACCUGUCUUCAUCAC
Molecule: messenger RNA, 2661 nt
Organism: Oreochromis niloticus (Nile tilapia)
Lineage: Eukaryota; Metazoa; Chordata; Actinopteri; Cichliformes; Cichlidae
Gene: mlpha
Product: melanophilin a
Exons: 11
Coding region: 693-2462 (589 amino acids)
Biological process (GO): intracellular protein transport
Cellular component (GO): cortical actin cytoskeleton
Molecular function (GO): myosin binding; actin binding; small GTPase binding
Source: RefSeq, a predicted model, not a curated record